GAGUGUUGCAUGUUGAUUCGUGGGAGGGUGAAGCUGAUAUGCUGGCCUUUAAAACCCAUGGGACAGCCUACGAGACGAGACGGGACAACGUUCCAAGACUUCAGCCUCCUGAGAAGCCAUGGUGUCCACUCGUCCCCUCUUGCUCUUGGUCCUCUGCAGCCUGACUCUCACUGAUGCUCAGCUGAAGCUGUUUAACCUGCGGGCCAGCGAUCUUUACACCCACAUCCUGGGAAAGCCAGACGCCUACGUCAAAGUCUUCUGCGGCUCCGCCAAUCUUGGUGAAACAUCUGUCCGCGACAACAACAAAAACCCCUGGUGGGAGGAGGAGUUCAGCGCUUACAACGUCCAGGAGAAUGACCUGCUGAGGCUGGAGGUCUUCGACAGUGACUUCCUCAAAGACGACCUGCUGGGGAUCUGCCAGCGUCAGAUCAAACUGGGAACACAUAAGCAUGACUGCUUCCUGAAGGAAGGGGGCACCCUCCAUUAUACCUACACACUCGACUGAUGAGGCAGCUAUAACUGACCUUAAGUCAUCACAUAUAACCUACAAUUCACUCAGACUGGCUCUGAGGAUUGUUUUCAUCCUCAUCAUCGCAAAUCGGUGAUAAGUCAUUUAGAAUCAAGAUUGCAACCAAAAAAUAAAUGACUCAUUAAAUUAAUCAAUACACCUUUGGGGUGCAACACUAUCAAUAGAAAUAAAGUGUGAUGGAGCAACCAAACUCUGUGUUUUUAGUC
This is a messenger RNA of Pungitius pungitius (ninespine stickleback), 735 nucleotides long. RefSeq names its product perforin-1-like. The transcript is spliced from 2 exons. NCBI's taxonomy places the organism in Eukaryota, Metazoa, Chordata, Actinopteri, Perciformes, Gasterosteidae. Gene Ontology annotation, molecular function: wide pore channel activity. The record is from RefSeq and is a predicted model, not a curated record. Gene Ontology annotation, cellular component: membrane. Bases 119 to 505 code for a protein of 128 amino acids. Gene Ontology annotation, biological process: T cell mediated cytotoxicity; defense response to virus; immunological synapse formation.